This is a messenger RNA of Cinara cedri, 1436 nucleotides long. NCBI's taxonomy places the organism in Eukaryota, Metazoa, Arthropoda, Insecta, Hemiptera, Aphididae. The record is from the annotation of a GenBank genome assembly.
CAAUCUUGGCCGUUUACGCGCAAAUGAUUUUAAAAAUUUAAUUUACUUGAGAGUUUUUCCGCCAUAUUAACUACAACUGAUAUUAUGAAUUUAAUGUACUACGUGCGAGCAUUUAUCGGGCAGAAAUCAACGAAUGCAUUUGGCUAGACAUGCGUGGAGACGUCACGGUUUCUGCAAACGAGUAAAAUAAAUAGGUAAAAUAAACGGCAGAAGCCUCAGAGGUCGCCGCAUGCAAAGAUGGCCAGGCACUCUGAAAGCAGACCUUGAAAAGGUUGUGCGAAGAACGGAGCUGGAAGAGAACGGAAACAGAGAAAUAGACGAUGGAAGUACAGUUAAAGCAGAGAAGGCCAUGAAUAAAAGCUACGCUACAAUAAAAGAAGAAGAAUUCGAACCGUUGAUAUGGGCUAAUGUCAGAACCUCACCAUGAACCCACCUAAUUUCGGUUUUUUUUUUUUUUACUUUGGGGUUUAUUUCAAAAUUUCUAUGGGAGGACAAAUAUCCGUCGUAAAAAUUCUGGGCAAUAUAGAAAUCUGGCAUUACACAUGUGAAAUACCUACAAAUCUGGACAUAUAGUGGACUAAAACGUCAAGAUUUUUAUGGUCCUGCAAGGACGUCAUUCAGACAUAUAAUUUCAUAGACCGCGAAUGGAAAGAAAACUAUAUGAUGCUAUCAUCAUGAUAUGCACGAGAGAGAAAGGGUUCUUUCUCGGACCACAAGAGGUUUUUCUCGCGGAAGAGUUAGGAAAACCGUUUUGUUUUUCCAGUGAUCGGUAAAAUAAUAAUCGAUAAUAAAAAACGUUGUAAAUGAAAUCGACAUACAGACAAUCAAUUGAAUACUGUAGAAGAUAAUAUUAUGACUAUCUCCAAUAUUAUACCGUAGAACAAACGGUUUUCUCUUCUGUUUUCGUGAGAAAACCUCUUCAGAGUCUGCGUCUCUCGCACAUACGUUGACUUUUAUAUCGUUUAUACCAGCAAUUAUUACAGCGGUCAAAUUGUCGUCCAUUAAUCGCGGUAUCGACGUAAUGUCAACAAAUCGACGGUAAAUAUCGACGUUAUACAUUGGCAUUUAAUCGCUCAAUUAUUUGUUUAACAGAAUAUUUCGCGCUACAUUACAAUUCGAUAUUGAAACGUAAAAACGGGAUGAGAAACCGCGAGCGGGCUACGGGAGCUGAUCAGAGUGAAAAAUCGGCUCUACUAUCGGACCUGUAUUGAAAAACCGAAACGACGCUGUUCGCCACGGACGCUUUGACGUUUCGCGGUUCUAACCUAGUUGAACGCGCCCCGACCGCGAGGCGCCGGUUAUUUCGGGCCAACUCGUACGGACGACGGACGGGGGCGAACGGAUAGAAGAGAGUUUCGAAUCGUUACGGGGUCGGAACGCUAAUCGAGCGCUGUACUACGCGUGUUUUGUCACCGACGCGCCGAUCGCGCAAAGUU